UAACAAAUGAGGCUCCACAAAUUGUUUUAUGACUGGGAUUGUCCAAAGAGCGACAGGUCGACCCGCUUUACCGAACCGCACGGACAACACGACUAACGGUUUGCCACAGUAUAUGUCAGUAUGAGAUGUCGUCCCUCAGUGCUAACUUUGUUCAGAUUCGAUUCGAUGACAUCCGCUUCUAUGAGAACUGCGGUGGAGGGAGUUUUGGGAGCGUGUACCGGGCACACUGGAUCUCUCAGGACAAAGAAGUGGCGGUCAAAAAACUGCUGAAGAUCAACGAUGAGGCCGAGAUUCUCAGUGUCCUGAGCCACAAAAACAUUAUUCAUUUCUAUGGAGCCAUUCUGGAAGCACCUAACUAUGGCAUUGUUACAGAAUAUACCAGCAGAGGAUCACUGUAUGAAUAUUUGUCCAGUGUUGACAGUGAGGAGAUGGAUAUAGGUCAAGUAAUGACCUGGGCGAUGGACAUUGCUAAAGGAAUGCAUUAUUUACAUGCUGAGGCCCCAGUGAAAGUCAUUCAUAGAGAUCUGAAGUCGAGAAAUGUUGUGUUAACUGCAGACAAUGUAUUAAAGAUCUGUGAUUUUGGGGCUUCUAAGUUGGUUUCUCAUACAACACACAUGUCUCUGGUGGGCACCUUUCCUUGGAUGGCCCCAGAAGUGAUCCAGAGCUUGCCAGUUUCGGAGACCUGUGACACCUACUCUUAUGGUGUGGUAUUGUGGGAGUUGCUGACUAGAGAAGUGCCAUUUAAAGGUUUCGAGGGAUUGCAGGUGGCCUGGUUGGUUGUAGAAAAGAAUGAGAGGCCGACCAUUCCCAGCAGCUGCCCUGCCAGUUUUGCCGAUCUGAUGAGAUCCUGCUGGAUCACAGAACCCAAGGAAAGGCCACAGUUUAAAAUGAUCCUGAGCACCCUGGAGACCAUAAAAAAUGACAGCAAGCUGCCUGACCAGUGCAACUCCUUCUUACAUCACAAAGCUGAGUGGAUGUGUGAGAUAGAGGAGACUCUGGAACGCUUGAAGCAGCUGGAGAGGGAGUUGAGCUGUAAGGAGCAGGAGCUGGCCCAGAGAGAAAGGAGACUGACAGAGUGGGAGAACAGGCUCAUGGAAAGAUCUCGAUCCUACACUCCCCUGUUUUCACACAUAUCCCCCAUGGCUGCCACUCUCAGGGCCGAGUCCUUCUAUGAGGCUCACAUGGAGGAGAGCAAAAGCUCAGAGGUCAGCUGCCAGAUCUCAUCAACAUGCCAUAAUGGAGAUCAGGGUCAGGCCAACCUUCAGAAUCUCAUGCUUGGGUUCGGCAGUGUGUUUGACCUGGAUGUAAAUGUUUCUGAUGGUUACUUCGUCUGCAAGUCAGGAAUGCAGGUGAACAUGCAAGCCAAAAUCUCCAAGUACUGCAGUGUCCGUGAGGGGCGCAAACUAAACAUGGCCAUCACCAUGGAUGACUUUGGCUGGUCCGACGAAGACAGCGAUUAGUGGAGGGCAAAAGGAGGUGGUAGGGUAUGCUCAGAGCCAGUCCAAGGUAACAAAUCUAGAGUCAGAGCUAGUAAAAAUAUAUUUUAACAGCUGGAAUUAUUGAUUUGUCAAAGGAAUAGUUCACCCAAACUGACAUUAUUUACUCUCAUGUUGUUAACUAAACCAGUAUAUGAGGGCUCAACGCUACGGAUGUUUUCGCUACGCAUAGGCUAGUGCUUCAGACUUUUACUUGCCCUGCCAAAAGUAUCACUGGCCCUAAAACAAAAAUGAAAAUUAGCUGAUACAUCAUGGCUUAAAAAUA
This is a messenger RNA of Xyrauchen texanus (razorback sucker), 1761 nucleotides long. Its product is annotated as mitogen-activated protein kinase kinase kinase 20-like. Lineage: Eukaryota; Metazoa; Chordata; Actinopteri; Cypriniformes; Catostomidae. The coding region runs from base 126 to 1460 and encodes 444 amino acids. Gene Ontology annotation, biological process: protein phosphorylation. Gene Ontology annotation, cellular component: cytoplasm. The transcript is spliced from 12 exons. The record is from RefSeq and is a predicted model, not a curated record. Gene Ontology annotation, molecular function: protein kinase activity; ATP binding.